CUUCCCGUCCUUUGUUUUAUUUUUAUUUUUAUUGUAUAUAUUCAGACUCGGCAACUAAUCAAUGACCUUAAGGAAGCCAUUGAAUUGCAGAGAUAUCAAUAGGGAAUAUCAUAUCAAUUCUCCAAACUCAUCACAAGGACACAAAGAACACAGCAAUCAGCUUACUCCUCCUCCUCCUCUUUUGAUUGAUAGUCUAUUCCAAUCCAACAAUACCAUUCGGCGACAUCGUCUUUGCAUCAACAACGAUCCAACUAUACCACCACCUGUUAUAAAACAAUCAAAUAGUAGAAUGUCAAGAUGGAUUCAACCAGAAAAUCAACUCGAUAAUAGAUCCAUCAUCUCAACUCGCCGAACUUCAAAGAAACGAAGAAAGAUACAAAAAUCCUCAACUUUACUAGAUCCUCCAACCAGUCAACAACAACAACAACAACAACAACAUGAAGGCGAACAGAAAGAGCAAAUACAUCACCUACAACAACAACAGCAACAAGAGCAGCAGCAGCAGAAAAACCAUGAACAGCAACAAUUACCAUCAACUCAGCAAACAACUAAUAGGAUACAAUUGUCCCGUCGUCAAAAGCGAAGGAAUCGAAUCUCAAUAUCAUCAUCACUCCAAGGACAACCUGAACAGUCAACAGAUAUAGAACAAGAACAUCAGGAAGACAUCAAGCAGGUAGCAACGAUCAGACCACGACCGAUUAUACGUCAAGAAGAGUUACAAACACGAACAUCAAAUACACAACAAGAACAGUCGUCCUCAUCUAUCAAGUCACCAUCAACUACAAAUCAAAAACCAUUCAUCAUGCCUUUACCAACACGAUUAUUACCACUUGAAAAUAUAUCUGCAUCGUCACAUAUGACCAACCAUACUCGAUUAAAUUUAUCUCGAAACUUACGCCGAUCACGGUCAACACCACCAACACAAACAUCGCCUUUACGUUCAUUACUUCCAUGUUCCAAGCAAGUCGAGCAAUCAUUUAAUACACUCCCAUUAUGGCAAAUUGAAAAGGAAGCGUUACAUAUUCGACAUCUGUCGCCAAUAUCUGUUUUAAAUGAUGACUGUUUGUCCGAGAUCUUUCUUUAUUGUACUGAUACUACUACUCUCUGUCGUAUCUCUUCUGUUUGUCAACAUUGGCGCCGUGUCUGUUCUCAACCUUAUAUCUGGAAAACCAUAGACUAUACAUGGAAACAAUUUGUGGAACAGAUCACUCCAUCCAACAAACGGUUGAAAUGGACACCUUAUCGUCAAGAAAGAUCAGCUUACAUUCCAGUUAUGCCUAUAUCAUUUCUCAAUAUCAAAUAUAUGACUAUCACUGACAAUACACCUGAAGAUGCACCUCAACCUAAGCUCGUUUGGUCACCCUCUAUGUUUUAUUUGAAUCAUAUUAAAAAACUUGAACUCAACAAUAUGUAUUUGGACGAUAUUAUGGAUUUGAUUCAACACACUGGAUCUCUAUUGGAAUUAAACUGUCACAAUAUCAUGUCUCGACCAUCGAACGAUACCAUGAUGCUUACGGCAUUUGGAAAACUACAACAUUUGCGUGUGCUCAGACUUCAUUUUAUGACCAUGUGUGAAUUGAUCAGUCCAACUUCACUGACAGGUUAUGGUCACCGACAACUAUUAUCAACAAGAAACAAUAAUAGAUUGACCCUUCCAGUUAACCUUCAAAUAUUGCAAAUCACCAAUGUCUACGAUAUAGAAGAAAGUUUGGUUUCAGGAAGAUCGGUACUAGUGGCAAGACAACGACAAGCAGUGAUGGAUCGACUGAGGUAUGCAUGGAAUGAAAUGGAAAACACUUUAUGCAACAAAUACAAGGUACUGAACACAUUGGAAAAUUUGACGGAACUAUCAUUGGGACACUGUUCUGCUUAUACAGCACGUAUUUGGAAAGAAUGCAUUAUGCCUUGUACACACCAUUUGACACGAUUAUCUCUUUGUGGUUGGAGUGGUGAUGGUAGUAGAGAAAAUCCUGUAUCAUGGUUAGAACGUCACGCAUUGGCAGAAAGAACUCAAGUCUCUAUUGAAAAUUUUAUGGAAGAAGUAGAAAAAGCUUUGGCUGAUAUGUUGGCUAAUCUACAUUCACUACAAGUACUCUCGCUAUCUCAAUUCCAUUGUGGCCCUGGUCUUAGACAAGGUGUGGAACGUCUUUCAUCUACUCGAUCUCAAGCUCCGCUAUUGAAAGUUAUCAAGGCCAAGUGUGGAUCCAAGAUGAUGCAUAACAAUAUCCAUCAGGAAUUGGAUAUUAAUGAUUUAGCAAAUUGGUUAUUGGAACAAGUGGAAAUUCAUUUUACAUCAUAGUCUUUGUAGGUAGUAAACGAAAAAAAAAAAAAAGUUAGAUAGCUUUUUAUAUUUUGCUCUUUUUGGGGUUGCUCGGAUAUAAUUUUUCCGGUCAACCAAUAGUUAGGAUAGAUAUUUAGAUUUGAAUAUGUCUUACUGAAAAUCAAAAUAAAAAAAAAAAUUUAUCUCGUC
Halteromyces radiatus is the source of this 2470-nucleotide messenger RNA. RefSeq lists its product as uncharacterized. NCBI's taxonomy places the organism in Eukaryota, Fungi, Mucoromycota, Mucoromycetes, Mucorales, Cunninghamellaceae. The transcript is spliced from 2 exons. Gene Ontology annotation, molecular function: protein binding. The coding region runs from base 62 to 2299 and encodes 745 amino acids. The record is from RefSeq and is a predicted model, not a curated record.